Messenger RNA from Cannabis sativa, 1289 nucleotides. RefSeq names its product F-box protein At3g08750-like. The coding region runs from base 89 to 1285 and encodes 398 amino acids. The record is from RefSeq and is a predicted model, not a curated record. The transcript has a single exon. NCBI's taxonomy places the organism in Eukaryota, Viridiplantae, Streptophyta, Magnoliopsida, Rosales, Cannabaceae. Gene Ontology annotation, molecular function: protein binding.
UGAAAAUUGUAAUACAAUCUGGUUUAUCUCAUUUUGUUCUGAAAUUUGUUGGAGCACUAGAGCUUUGUUUUGAUCAAGAAGAACCUAAAUGGGGGAAUUAAGUUGUGAGCUACCAGACGAACUCAUGAGAAAAAUCCUUGUAAAGGUUCCUGCGGAGUCUCUAGUGCGAUUCAAAUGGGUUUCUAAAUCAUGGCAUGGCUUCAUCAAUAACCCAUCAUUUGCAUACACUCACUUGGUCCACCAUAAUAACGAUACAGUCUUGUCUUCCACAUCAAUACUUUUGAGUUGGUUUAGCGUUGAUUUUGCACGGCACAAUAAAAUCAAACCAAUACUUUCUUUAUUUAGUAACCCUGAGGCUGUUUAUCCUACCGAUUUCCUUAACCUCUUUCAUUCUAUUACUGAUUUUUUCGACCAUUUACCUCGUACCUAUUAUUGGGAUGAAAUGUAUGAUUACUAUCGUACCUAUCAUUGUAAUGGCAUCAUCUGUAUAGCUCAAAACUACAUGGAUAAAGGCAAAUCUGUUCUCAUAAAUCCUGUUAUCAGAGAAACCAGGAUUCUUCCUGAAUCAACCAUUCCUCUUCGUCACAUUCUUAAGACUCAUGGAGAGGGAUUUGGAUACGAUUUGAAUGCUAAUGAUUUUAAGUUGGUCAGGAUUUUUGGUCGUAAUCGUAAUUUUAAAUGUUUUGCCGAGUUGUACAACAUGAAUUCUGAUUCUUGGAAACGGAUUAAAAUUGAUGUGAAACUUGAUGAUACUUGUUUUCACCAUGGCAAAGGAGUGUUGUGCAAAGGAGUUUUUUAUUGGUUGAUGAUGUUAUUAACCCCUUUCCCUGACUUUGAGUAUCAAACAAUUCUUUCUUUUGACAUGUCUAAUGAGGAGUUUCACUCCAUGCCACUACUAGUAGAUGCAAUGCGGAAUGGGGAUUUUAUGUUUGAUAAAAGAGAAAAGUGCCUUGUAGAAUGGAAUAAAUCAGUUCCCUUGCUUGUGGUAGACGAAUAUAAGGAGAAUCUUCCUUGUUAUAUUCAAAUGUUUGUAAUGGAUGACUACAAUGGUGGUGAAUAUUCUUGGACCACACAUCCAACAAUUGGGCCCCUUGAAACCUAUCACUUUCCACUAAUAUUUAGUAGUACAGAUGAGCUUAUCAUGGUGAAUUCUGAUAAAGGAGUAGUGUCUUACAAUCUCAAGACCCAAACAUUAAGAGGCCUUCCCCUUCCUGAGGUCGAUAUGGGAACUUGUUUAUCCAACUUCUAUGUCAAGAGUUUGAUUUCUGUUGAGAAAAGAGAUUAGCCUG